This is a messenger RNA of Clonostachys solani, 1050 nucleotides long. NCBI's taxonomy places the organism in Eukaryota, Fungi, Ascomycota, Sordariomycetes, Hypocreales, Bionectriaceae. The record is from the annotation of a GenBank genome assembly.
AUGUCCGGCUUCUUUCAAUCUCUGCGCUUGAAAUGCGCCGCCUUUUUCGUUCGGAAAAUGGCGAACCGUGCGCAGCGUUCUGGAUACGCUCUCGAGCUUCCAACUCAGAGGCAGCUUAUCGAAAUACCUACGCGCGAUGCCAAUCGCAAGAUUCGCGUUUGGGCUUAUCCCCCCCCGGGCUGGGAACGCUCACUGAAGAGGCCAGUCAUGAUCAACUGGCAUGGGAGUGGAUUCACUGUUGGAGGAUUCGGUCUCGACCAUGUGUGGUGCACUGAAGCGGCGUACGACGUUGGUAUCUGGGUGAUUGAUGCCGACUACAGAAAGGCGCCUGAACAUCCAUUUCCAGCCGCUGUCCACGAUGCCGAGGACGUGCUGAGAUGGGUGUCCACCCGACCAGACCUUUUCGAUCUGGAUCGUGUCGCCGUUUCGGGCUUCGCCUCUGGCGCAACUUUGGCCCUGGUGGCUGCUUCGACGUUGCGUCGGGCAUCUCAUGGACUCAACAUCAGGGUGCCAGUCGCCUUCUAUCCCAUCACCAACUGCGAUGUCGACCCUGUACACAAGAAUCCCCCGCACCGGCAACGCUUUACGCCUCUGCCUGUAAACACCAUACGCUUCUUCAAUGACUGCUACGUGCCGAAUCAAGACGACCGACAUGAUCCGCGAGCCUCUCCGGACCUUGGCGACCUGGAGUCGUUUCCAGACUAUGUAGUUUUCAUCACCGCGGAAUUCGACAUCUUUGCGGAAGAGGGGGCCGCGUUGGCCGACAACUUGCGCAACGGUCGCCGAACAGUCGUCAAUUACAUGGUACAGGGGGAAAACCACGGUUUCGACAAGGGCGUUAUCCGCGGAGAGUCCGAAAACCGAAGAGCCGCUGCAUACGCGAUAGCCAUCGACUCUUUGGAGAAUGCUCUCCAAGCCACCCCUCUAUUAUUUCCCCAGGCGCCUCGCCACGCGGGAGAUGCUGAAAGGCUGAGAGCUCUUCUUGAAUCGGGAUAUCGAGGGGGCGAUCAACAUCUUGUCAAUCGGUGGAUUUACCUCUCUAGAGCUUGA